CUCACUCGCCAGGUCACAUGAAUAUGAUGGAGGUUCGAUCUUCCUAACAAGUUUUUUUUCGUCGACAUUUCACCGUUUCAAACUAUGGCCAGUUACGAGAGCUUAGCAGAUAUGGCCUCAAACAAGGGCGUGGAAGAUCCAAAUCUUUCCUCAGCCAUUGUUAUGCCAUUUGGAUUGUUAUCAGUUGAGAGUGAAGAUGUUAGGAAACAGAAAGUCAACUGGCAGUCGUAUGUUCAAAGCCAAAUGAUAAACCAGGAAGAUUAUACAAUGAUAGCUGAUUAUGAUUGCAUGGGAGCUGAAGAAAGAGGAAGAAUUCUUGAGCAGAAGGGAGAUCAGUUUGCCAAGAGCUGUUUGUCUAUGCUUACUCGACUAUCGCGUGAUCAGACAAUCAGAUACAUACUUGUCUUAAUUGAUGAUGUGCUUACUGAGGAAAGAAGCAGAGUGUCUAUAUUUCAUGAAUUUGGUAAAAGGGCAAACAUCAAUGUGUGGACUUUAUUUCUGAAGCUUCUUAACAGGCAGGAUCAAUUUAUUGUCCAUCAGACAGGUAUUAUUAUAGCCAAGUUGGCUUCCUGGGGAAAGGUUUUGUUGCCGGAUUCUGACCUUAAUUAUUUCCUGUCCUGGAUGAAAAAUGGUCUGGCAUCAUCAGGAAAUGGAUACCAUCAUAGUGUAGCUCAGUGUCUUCAGCUGAUGCUGAGACAUCAGGUCUACAGACAAGCAUUUUUCAAGGCAGAUGGCAUUCAAAGUGUUGUGUCCGCCCUUGUGGCUCCUAACAUUGGUUUCCAACUUCAAUACCAGCUGAUUUUUGUUCUCUGGCUGUUGUCAUUUGAUCCAAGGAUUGCGGAGCGAAUGAUCGGAAAGAGUGCUGUUAUUCGUGUGAUAGCCGACAUCCUCAGAGAAUCAGGCAAAGAGAAAGUGACUCGGAUUAUUAUUGCCACGCUAAGGAAUUUGUUGGAGAAACCAGAAGAGAAGAAGAACGAGGCAGCAUUGUCCAUGAUUCAAUGCAAGCUUCUUCCUGUUCUUUCAGUGUUGAAUGGCAAAACCUGGGUCGAUGAAGACAUAACGGACGAUGUGGAGUUUGUAUAUGAAAAACUAAAUGAACGUGUACAAGAUUUGAGUACCUUUGAUGAAUACGCAGCCGAAGUUAGAUCAGGGAGACUGGAGUGGAGUCCAGUACACAAAUCUGAGAAGUUCUGGAGAGAAAACGCUCAACGUCUAAACGAAAAGAACUACGAAUUGUUGAAAAUCCUGACUAAACUAUUGGACAAGUCUAAUGACCCGACCAUUUUAGCAGUGGCGGCUCACGAUACUGGAGAGUACGUACGGCAUUACCCACGCGGGAAGCAUGUGCUGGAGAAUCUUGGGUGUAAAGUGAUGGUCAUGAAAAUGAUGACUCAUAAUGACCCUAAUGUUCGUAAGGAAGCUCUUCUUGCUGUACAGAAACUCAUGGUUCACAACUGGGAAUAUCUCGGAAAGCAGUUGAAGGCUUCCUAAAAAGAAGAAUUAAAAUAAAUAUGCAGCGAAAAAAAGAGACAUAUUAUGAAUUUUAUGUGAAUAUUGUCAAUUGAGUUGGAGCGGAUUGUCUCGGAAAAGAAAAGUCACGAGAAGCCGAUAGAGGUCGAAGAAAGUCUCAUCAAAGCUGCGAACUGUCGAUGAUUGACGAGCUGUUAUCGAUUGAUUUCGUUUUUUCCUAGCUCAGUUCCUCGACUCCGAAUGUAUGCGAGGGUGAAACCUCUUUGAUUUGGUAGACGUUCUGUCCGUUUUAAAGGUGUGUGAAUAACUUAUGAAUAUUGAAUUCAAACGCAUGCAAUAUAAUAAACGUUUCUUUUGAAUUUUA
Messenger RNA from Stylophora pistillata, 1834 nucleotides. Its product is annotated as V-type proton ATPase subunit H. Gene Ontology annotation, molecular function: proton-transporting ATPase activity, rotational mechanism. Gene Ontology annotation, cellular component: vacuolar proton-transporting V-type ATPase, V1 domain; lysosomal membrane. Lineage: Eukaryota; Metazoa; Cnidaria; Anthozoa; Scleractinia; Pocilloporidae. Gene Ontology annotation, biological process: proton transmembrane transport. The record is from RefSeq and is a predicted model, not a curated record.